Exserohilum turcica Et28A is the source of this 555-nucleotide messenger RNA. RefSeq lists its product as uncharacterized. NCBI's taxonomy places the organism in Eukaryota, Fungi, Ascomycota, Dothideomycetes, Pleosporales, Pleosporaceae. The transcript has a single exon. The record is from RefSeq and is a predicted model, not a curated record. The coding region runs from base 1 to 555 and encodes 184 amino acids.
AUGGUGACGCUCCCGAAUCCAUCGCCUAUUUUCCAAUCCACGCAUUCAUUCUCAACGGAAGCAAAGAGGUCUCUAGAGACUGAAUCGACGCUUCCUGGGAUCAAGCGUGGCAUCGCUAUUGGGGUAGCGUGCUCCGUAUCGGUUGUUCUCAUUGCCAUACUCGCUUUCUGUGCUAUCAAACGAAGGAAUCGCGUUCUCGCCGGUGAACAACAACAACCCAGCACACCAAAAGCCGAGGACGUGGAAGCACAGCCUGAAGCCCAGGAAAAGACGUGGUGGACAAAAGCUCGCCCGCCAUCCCCACCACCAGCAAUCGCGCUGCCGCCGCAACCGCCCGUCGAAGUCGAUGCUCAUAUAAUCUACGAACUCGACGCAGGAUACACACCCGAGCUGCAUGGCGAUACCUGUCCGCAAGAAGUCGAAGCAUGUGACGAGAAUCACGGUGCACCCGAAGUAGCGGAAGACCCGCAUUGGCAGAAGCCCAAGCAAUGGCCAGGGGAGAAUAUCGCAUCCAAGCCGGAUCCAAAAAUAUCUGAUGACGCGGUCACGCGAUGA